Molecule: messenger RNA, 3158 nt
Organism: Arachis ipaensis
Lineage: Eukaryota; Viridiplantae; Streptophyta; Magnoliopsida; Fabales; Fabaceae
Product: 4-hydroxybenzoate polyprenyltransferase, mitochondrial-like
Biological process (GO): ubiquinone biosynthetic process
Cellular component (GO): mitochondrial inner membrane
Molecular function (GO): 4-hydroxybenzoate polyprenyltransferase activity
Source: RefSeq, a predicted model, not a curated record
GCCCUCCCAUUUAUUUGCAAUAGGUUUUGAACAAAGUAGUCAGCUAAUGAGUCAAAAUAACAAUAGAUUCAGUUUGUUCACCAAAAAAUAAAAGUAAAAAAUAGAUUCAGUUUUUAAUACCCGGCCCAAAAAAAAGAGAGAAAGAUUCAGACAAGAAUCUGCUCUACAUUUUGUCCAAAAAAAAAAAAAGAAGAAUCUGCUCUACAUGGCAGUUUGCAAUGGCUUCCGAGUUUGCAAGCAUGUUGUGUGGUGUUUCCUCCUUGGAAUGACGGUGGCAGAUGCUAUCACAAUAUUCAAGUCCGUUGUUCCCAUGAGUAUGAGCUUCAUUAACCUUUCUUCUCUGUCUCUUGCUCUGCAAGAAAGAAGAGCCUUCAGUUCAUAUUCACAGGAUUUUGUAAGUUCAAUGAUUUCUGAAUGAAGGCUCACCCCUACAUGAAGAGUGAUAUCAAAGAGUUGGAUAAGCUUUUUUUCUUUAAUAUCCAGUCAAGAUGUGGGUCUAAAAGUUUAAUAUAACACUGAAUUUUUGUUGCUCCUCCUCCAACCGAAUCCUUACAAGCCUUUGAAACGAGUAGCAACAAAGAGACUAUCUUCCCCCUAACUUGUUUGCUUUUGAGAAAAAAUGGCAUCAACUUUGAUCUAUCGUGCUUCACGUAGGUUUCUCAAAUAUUCUUUCCCUUCUACGGGCCUCUCCAUACAAUAUCAUUCCCCUUCCCUCUUCAAUCCUUUAAUCUCCACUGAACCAUCUAUAAGCAUAAACCACAACUUCUAUCCUUCACUCUGUCCAUUUGGGCAAUCCCACUAUCAGGAUUCUAAAUUUGAAUAUUUUAAAACUGUUCGAUCUCUCUCAAAUUUUCAGCUUGUUCAGCACAUCUCUACAUCACCUUCUAGUUUAAAAGAGUGGUCAAAGGGAAAUAAGAAUCAAAGUGGCAAUGUGAGUAAAGCAAAUAUCUCUUGGAUCGAUUUGUACUUGCCUAGGCAGGUUCAGCCCUAUGCACAGCUUGCUCGCCUAGAUAAGCCCAUUGGGACAUGGUUGCUUCUAUGGCCUUGUAUGUGGUCAAUUACGUUGGCUGCAACUCCAGGACAGCUGCCUGAUUUUAAAAUGUUGGCAUUGUUUGGAUGUGGGGCUUUGCUUUUGAGGGGUGCUGGGUGUACUAUUAAUGAUAUCCUUGAUCGUGACAUUGAUACAAAGGUAGAACGAACAAAGUCAAGGCCUAUGGCAAGUGGUCUUUUGACACCAUUUCAGGGACUUUGUUUUCUUGGUAUUCAGUUAACUUUGGGUCUUGGGAUUCUUCUGCAACUGAAUUAUUAUAGCCGUGUUCUGGGUGCCUCAUCCUUGUUGUUUGUCUUUUCUUAUCCCCUCAUGAAGAGGUUUACAUUCUGGCCCCAGGCCUAUCUCGGGUUGACCUUUAAUUGGGGCGCUUUGUUAGGAUGGGCAGCAAUUAGAGGAAGUCUAGAUCCAAGAAUAGUGCUGCCACUUUAUGUCUCUGGAGUUUUUUGGACACUUGUUUAUGAUACAAUCUAUGCUCACCAGGACAAAGAAGAUGACCUGAAAGUGGGAGUUAAGUCAACUGCUUUGCACUUUGGUGAUUUUACAAAGGAGUGGAUUACUGGGUUUGGGAUUGCAUGCCUGGGUGGUCUUGCCCUCAGUGGCUAUAAUGCUGAAAUAGGCUGGCCAUAUUAUGCAUUUCUGGCAGCUGCAUCUGGACAACUAGGCUGGCAAAUAUGGACAGUUGACCUCUCAUCACGUGCUGAUUGCAAUUGCAAAUUUAAUUCAAACAAGUGGUUUGGAGCUAUCAUAUUUGGUGGAAUCCUAGCUGGAAAACUUGUAUCAUAGGGGGCAUUUUUCAUGAAGGAAAAAUUAGUCACCGAAAAACCAAAAAUUCAACAGACGAGAGACAAGGUUGAAUGCCAUUAGAAGGUACAUGGUUUCUUGGUAUUCAUGUUGCAAUUUUAGUAGUUUGAAAUCUUAAACCAAUGGUGUGCCAAUGUUGAAUAUUUGGCUGUACAUGAUGCAUUGUUGUUUCAUCCAAUCUAAGGAGUAAGUCUAUGAUCCUAAGAUCAGAUCAUUCUAAGCAUCUUGCAUUUUUAAUUUGGUGGAUUAUGAAGCUUCCUCUUGGUGAUUUAUCUUUGUAGGACACUAGUUUAUUUGCUGAAAUCAUACUUAGGAUAUAUUUGAUUGCAAGUAAAACUGGAGUAGAAAUUUUCAUGGAUGAAUUUGAUAUGUGAAAUUGCACAUGGACUUCAUCCUUGAAAAUUUCACCCCAUUUUUACUUACAACUAAACAUACUCUCCAGGUGUGGUUGUCUGUUGAGGGAAAGGAAGGGAAGGAAAUGGUUUGAAGGAUAGAAUGGAGUUAUAUCAAGUUCCUCUAUCCUCUCUUUCUCUUCAAAAUCUCAACUCACAAACACGCUAUUAGUGAGAAGGAGGAGGAGAAGAGAAAAUGUUGGAACAUUCAAGUUCAACUGCCAAGACUGAUUAUGAAAGGCAGAGAAAAAGGCCAACACUUAUUUACACUUUGUGAUCACCUGAACUGAAAGGUUAGAACACAUGUUGCUGUAAAAGGCCAACUAUGCAGAAGAAGAAUAUCCAUGCAAAAUAUUUCCUACUCCUACCAGUUUUCCCUCUGAACCCCUGGACUUCUUACUCGAUUUUUGGUGCUUUCCGCCACCUUGACUGCUGAGAAUUCCAAUUCUCCCUAUCCCUUUGGAGAGGGAGUUCAAGAAUGUUCUUCCAUUUCCUCCUUUAUCAAUCAUGCCUUGUUUCAUGAACAUCUGCUCCUUUUCUAACUCACUUAGCCUCAUCCUCAUCCUCGAAAUCUCUAGCUUCAGCUCCCGGAUCUCUCCUCGCAGAGAAGCGUAGUUAUCUCUUGGGGACAUAGCAGUACUUGGAAUGCCACUGCUUAUUCUCUGUGACAGUAGGCCAUCUCUUGAACUCCCUGACACUGCAUUCUUCAACUGUAGUUGCUCGCAGUACAGGACUUGCACCACCAUCUGCAGUUGAAGUCUAUCAUUUUGUGAUGGCUUUGUUAAAAUUGUGUUGAAAAUUUUGUUAAUCUUAGUUAAAUCUUGUUAAUUUUUGUUAAAGCUUGUUAAUUUUUAUGCUAACAUAAAUUGAGUUCUGUUGGUUUGAGUGUUAGAUAAUCAAAAUAUAGAUGUUAA